UGGGCGGGCGGGGACGGGGAGAGACCGUGCGUCCGUGUCACUGGGUGCAGUUGAGACUGUGGGGUGUGUAAUCGUCCUUACCUCACGGAGGCCUUGAGUGUGUGUCGUGUAGAUGAUCGUGCUUUGCCUUGGCUUUGUAGCGAGCGUCACUGCGACCGGUGGCUCCAGGUUCGCUGCUGCUUCCUUGCAGCUCCUGUCAGCCAGAUAGGACCGCUGCAGAGAAGGACGCUCGCAGUCUCAGUUGUUUCAUGUACUGGCCAAAAAGAACUGAAUAUACAACAAUUUAUUUAUGAUAAACAGAACCCAAUCAAACAAAAAGUGUUUAGGGUCUCCUGAUCCUGUGCUUUUCUGGUAGAGAAACCUUGAGGACUGAACAGCUUUGGCUGAUAUAAGACCAUGGCUUGUGUAUCCAUAACGUUCAGGGACGUGGCGAUAGACUUCUCUCCUCAGGAGUGGGAAUAUCUCAACCUGGUCCAAAAAACCCUGUACCGGGAGGUGAUGAUGGAAAACUAUGAUAACUUGGUUUCACUGGCAGGAUAUUCCUUGUCUAAGCCAGAUAUAAUUACCUUAUUGGAACAAGGAAAAGAGCCCUGGAUGGUUGUGAGGGAAGAAACAAGAAGAGAGUGUACAGAUUUGGAUUCAAGGUGUGAAAUAAAUCGCGUUGGAAAAAUGCACAUUUAUAGGAAACACUCAUCUGUUACUCUGCAGCAUAGAAUUAAUAAGGGAGAGAAAUCAUAUGAAUGUAAAGAAUGUCCAAAGGUCUUUAGUCAUCUUACAGAACUCACAGUACAUCAAAAUAUUCAUACUGGUGAGAAACCCAAUCACCAUGAAGAGUUCAAGAAGAUGUUUAGCCAUCUUAACGACCUUAGAAAACAUGAGAAAAUCCAUACUGGUGAAAAACCUUAUGAAUGUGAAGAAUGUGGGAAGGCCUUUAGUCAUCCUGCAAACCUUGCUCAACAUAGAAAAGUUCAUGUUGAGAAACCCUAUGAAUGCAAAGAGUGUGGGCAAGCUUUUAGAAGUAGCCAUCAACUAACUAUACAUCAUAGAUUUCAUUAUGGUGAGAAGCCAUAUGAAUGUAAGGAAUGUGGAAAGGCAUUUAGUGUAUAUGGACGACUUAGUCGACAUCAAACUAUUCACACCGGUGAGAAACCCUUUGAAUGUAAUAAAUGUGGGAAGUCUUUUAGGCUCAAAUCAGGUCUUGAAGUACAUCAGAGGAUUCAUACAGGUGAGAAGCCCUAUAUAUGUAAGGAAUGUGGGAAGGCCUUUCGUCAGUUUUCACAUCUCAUAUGUCAUAAAAGAAUUCAUACUGGAGAAAAACCCUACAAAUGUAAGGAAUGUGGGAAGACAUUUAAGUGUAGGUAUCAACUUACUAUACAUCAGAGAAUUUACACUGGGGAGAAAUCACAAGAAUGUAAAGAGUAUGGGGAGGCUAUUAGUAGUAACCAUCAACUUACCACACAUCAUACAUUUGAUAGUGUUGAAAAACCAUAUGAAUGUAAGGAAUGUGGGAAGGUCUUUAGUGCAUAUGGACGACUUACUCGACAUCAGAAUAUUCAUAAUGAUAAGAAACGAUUUGAAUGUAACAAAUGUGGGAAAUCCUUUACGCUCAAUUCAUCCCUUAAAAUACAUCAGUAUAUUCAUACUGGUGAGAGACCCUACAAAUGUAAGGAAUGUGGGAAGGCAUUUGGUCAGCGGGCACAUCUUGCACGUCAUAAAAGAAUUCAUGUUGGUUACAAAUCCUUCCAAUGCAAAGAAUGUGGGAAGUCUUUUCCCUGUGCCUCAUAUCUUGUCAGACAUGAGAAAAUUCAUACUGGAGAGAAACCCUAUGUAUGUCAGGAGUGUGGGAAAGCUUUUAUUUAUAGCCAUAAACUUACUAUACAUCGUAGAGUUCACACUGGUGAGAGACCUUAUGAAUGUAAGGAAUGUGGGAAGGCCUUUAGUGUGUCUGGACAACUUACUCAGCAUCAGAGUAUUCAUAGUGGUAAGAAGCCCUUUGAAUGUAACAAAUGUGGAAAGUCCUUUAGGCUCAUUUCAAUACUUAGAGUUCAUCAAAAUACUCACAGUGAUGAGAAACCCUAUGAAUGUAAGGAAUGUGGGAAGGCCUUUCGUCAUGCCAGAAGCCUCAUAUAUCAUGACCAAAUUCAUACUGGUCAAUAGUCCUGUGAAUGUAACAAGUGUGGGGAGACCUUUAGUCAUGCCUCACAUCUUAUUAUUCAUGAGAGGAUUCAUAGCUGUGAUAAACCCUAAGAAUGUGACAGGGAAUUUCUUUGUGUCUUGUUAUUUUGUUGAACAUGAGAAAAUUCAUGGUGGUAGAAAUCCUUAUGUGUGUCAAGAGUGUGGGAAAGCUUUCAAUAGCCAUGACUGUAGUAUACAUUAUAGAGUUCAUAUUUGUGAGAAACCCUUUGAAUGUAAGAAAUGCACAAGGUCCCUUAGGCUAGUUCCAUCCUUGAAAUACAUCAGAAAAUUGAUACUGGAUGGAGACUUUGUGGCAUAUACUCAUAAUAAAGUACAGUGUGUCAAUAGAUUUAUACCACUGAGAACGAAUUUGAAUGAAGACAAUGUGGGAAGGAUUUUAGUUCAGUUCUUAUUAGGCAUGAAUUUAUACUGAUGUGAACUUCCAAAAUGUAAAUAAAGUGUCCAGGUUUUUAGGUAUGAUCCAUUUUUCUCAGAUUCAUCGAAUUUAUAGUGUAUUUUUAUAAUAACAUAAGGAAACCUUUUUCUGGUAUUCUAUUUUUGGAUUAUCCAUAUAUUCAUAGUAGAGAAAAAUUAAGAGAAUGUAGGGAACUGUUGUUCUUUUUUGUAAACAUCUGCCAGCAAAAGUCAUUUAUUGUUAAACUUAGGAAAAACCAUCAUGCAGAAGACUUCUAAUGGAUGUGGGAAAGGCUUUUGCCAUUCUACGUAUCUUAAUCAUGAUCAGUGUUCCAGUCCUUA
This is a messenger RNA of Microcebus murinus (gray mouse lemur), 2931 nucleotides long. Lineage: Eukaryota; Metazoa; Chordata; Mammalia; Primates; Cheirogaleidae. The record is from RefSeq and is a predicted model, not a curated record.